AUGGUGCUCCAGAACAAGUACAAGGCCAAGGCCUCGAGGCGGUACAACAACAGUAAAGCCACAACGGACGACGCUGAACUAGGCUCCUCCAAACCAGACUUCCGCCAGCGGUUCGCCAACAAACACAGACGGCCACAUGCAACACAAUCAGCGCAAGACGGCGAAGAAGACGGAUCCGACGCGGACAGUGACGAUGGAGAUGGAGAGGAGGUUUCGCUAAGCGGUAGCGACGGAGAAGAUGAUAACACAGACUUCCCUAGCCUCACGAAAGCAGCUGCCACUCCUAACGGCACAACAGCAGCACCGGCAAAGGACAAUGAAGAUGAUCCAUCUAAUCCUAACAGAGGCAAAUACGCUCGUCGUCGGCUAGGCGAGAGCAAACUAGCUCGAUUGGAACGUCUCGAAGCAGCCAAAAAUCCUCGAUUACCAGACGACCAAGAGCCGGAGCCCGAAGUGGACAUUUCCAGCCUCAUCGUACGUGUAGCGGCACUAGGCGAUUCUGCAGCCACACAAGCUGGUCUAGCAGAGGAAAUCGCACGUAGUCGAGCGCAGCACGAAACAGCCUCCGACGUCGAGAACGAUAUCGAUCACAGUCUUGCCUAUCUCCACGAGAAGGAACGUCAACGGCAAAAGGCUAAAGGUCGCACCACAAGCCACACUCCAGAUUCGAAUCACAAGGUUGUUACAGACGCGGUGCAAGUAGACGUAGACGGCAACCCAAUCGACUAUGAAGCACUGAAGAAAGAAAAGGAGAAAGCAGAGGCCGUUCGUGCUCUCAAAGCUCGUUUUCAAGGUCAUGACGUUGGUGAACGAUCACGGUCAGACGUUAAGCCUCGCGCGGUGCCUUCUAUUCAUAUCGGUCCCAAAAAGCCUGUCAUCCCGGCAGAACUCGUUGGGAGCCAAGCAAAUGCUGCGGAAGGGGAUUUGUCGCAAAGUCUCACAGCCGAAAUCGAAUCCUCUCUCGCCAAAUCCCCUCGCACUACAAACGGCGAGACAAGUUCUGUCCACUCUGGCCGAUCUAGUUUUAGCACUACUUUCGGUCGUCGCAAGUCUCCUCUUGCCAGCGUAAGCGCGGAUUCGGACUCAAGAAAAGGUGCCAACUGUGGCGGAUCAGCGCGCAGGACAGAGAGGAUAGACAGCUUCCUAGCAAGUCUUAAUGAUCGCAGUGUAAACCCAAGCCAUCCUUCCGUUUUCCAACUGAGUCCGACAGGAACGCCAGGUGCGGCGAGACCAAGUCCACAUCCGACAAGUAGGAUCAGCGGUAGUGCGGAAAGAGUCACUCCGCAACACAAGGGGAUACAGUCGACCCCUGGCGAGUUGGGCAGGCUGGAGAGCUUUUUGGAUGAUAUGCUCGGCUGA
This is a messenger RNA of Ustilago hordei, 1359 nucleotides long. RefSeq lists its product as uncharacterized. The transcript has a single exon. NCBI's taxonomy places the organism in Eukaryota, Fungi, Basidiomycota, Ustilaginomycetes, Ustilaginales, Ustilaginaceae. The record is from RefSeq and is a predicted model, not a curated record. Bases 1 to 1359 code for a protein of 452 amino acids.